AACGCCCCAGCCGCGAAGCCAGAGACCGAAUCUCGCGCCAGCGCCGCGCCCGCAGUCGCGUCCCGGAAGUCGCGGCGGGAAGACGUGCGUCAUCAGAGAGCGCCACGUCCAAGCAGGAAGCGAUGGAGAUUUUAACAGGAGAUACCAUUACCACGUGCCUUUCUCCUUUAGUGCACGACUUGAUUUGUAACCUUGGCUUUGAACUCAGAGAAAAAUGUGAUAUCGAUAGCCUUGUCACUCAAAAUGGUGAAGUGCUCUGGAAAGCAAUCACAGACCGCGUGCGCUAUGCAGAAUCAGGGCAGAGUCUGGAUUACAGGGAAAGCGUGCGACUGCUGGGUCCUGUCUGUGAGGCCAUCCAUCUACACACCUUGUCUCUGACCAGGGCACAGUUUGAAAUGAAGUAUUCGCCAUGGUUCCAGUGGACAGCCUAUCCAGAGCUGUUUCUUCAAAUAUUUGAUGCCUUGGAAGGCCUGCACUCGGUUGCUAUCUCCCUCGGUGUGAUGAAACUGACCUCCUGUCUGGAGCGAGCCUUAGGUGAUGUGUUUUUACUGAUUGGAAAGGAGUGCCCCUUCCUUCUGAGAGAUCUCCUUGCAUCUGCAGAGCUUGCACAAGUCUUUGGGCGCGCUGUGAUGGACAUACUGAAAGUCUUCAUCGGGUCUCCCUGUGGACUUAACCUGAGGAACAUCCUGUGGCACGGCUUUGCUGCCCCUGAAGACAUCCCUCCAAAGUACUGUUCAGCUAUGCUCUUGUUGACAGCAGGACUGGGCCAGUUGCUGAAGAGCUACCUUCACCAAAGGAACGUCACAUUGGCACAUCGACCUUUUGUCACUCUUACAAACCUAGAGGACGUGAUUGUUUUUCCUGGUGUUACCUAUGAGGUGCUCUCAGCAGUAGAGAACGCCAUGAGGAACUCCGCCUUCGUAUUAAAAGCCAUGUUACCAUAUUGGGAACUGGCAGUGGCCAAGUUCAAGGUGCACAGGUUUGCUGACUGCAGCAUGCUGUUGCUGUCACAGCUAGAAGCUGGACUCAGGAGAGUUUUUGCUGCAGUUAACAAAUGCCCUGCUAGACUCCUCACAGCCGAGUCAACAAUUCUAUAUACCACAUUUGAUGAAAUCCUGGCAAAGCACUUGGAUGAUGGUAGCAUCAACCGGCUUCCUCAUUUCCUGGGAGAGCCUGCCAUGGAAUUCUUGUGGGAUCUCCUGAACUAUCAGGAGGGUCCUCGUAUCCGGGACCGUCUAAGCCAUGGGGAGAUCAACUUACGUGAAUUUCCGAAAGAAGCAGCGAGCCAUCUGCUCACGUUCUCCCUGGUGCUUCUGCUCAGGUUCACUGCGGAAGACACGUUGUCAGAGCUGAAGGAGGAAGCAGGAAUACAGUUGCUGGUUAGUCUAGCUGAAGGCUACAGAUCCCGCUGCCACCCAGCCUUCCAGCUCCAAAAACAGGUCCUGAGCUGUGAGGAAAGCCUCAGGAUGUGGGAUGUGCUGCCUUUGCCAGAAGAGCCUCGACAGGAAGCAGGCAGAUUAGAAGAUAAUUCUGAAGCACAUGCCUGCAACUCCUUAAUUAGCAAGAUUCUGUGUGAGCUCUGCCGCCAUGUGCCUGGGAGUAUCUGUGCUGUAGGUGGCUCGGAUGGUCUUCUCCCCGAGAGGUGGCCCCAGCUGCUCCAGGAGCUCUGCAGCACGCGCAUUCCUACCCUCUUCUGCCCCAGGCUCGUCCUAGAAGUUGUGGUUGUGCUCCGAGGCAUCAGCUCCCAAUGCCAGCGUGUGUCUGCCCAGGUCAUUGCCUCUUUGCAGCUGAGACACAGGCAGUGGGUGGAGCGCAGGCUGCGCUCGAGGCAGCGUCAGAACUAUCUGCGCAUGCUUAACAGUGUUAGACUUCUGUCUGCUGGGCUUUACCUGGUUUUGUUGCUCCUUGCGCUGGAGUUGGUCAGCGUUCAUGCUGUCCUUGGUAAAAGCACUCCGGAGCGUCAGCACUAUCUCAGGUUCUUAAAGUUGAUUCUGCAGUACACCGAGAACCUCGCGGCCUAUACUAACCAAGAGAAGAACAAAUGGAACGAAGCCAUCAGUCUUACACAUGCAGUUCUGUUGAGAAUUUGGACUUUCAGUGAGAAGAAACAAAUGUUAAUGCAUUUAGCCAAAAACUCCACAAAUCAAGUUGACACAAGUUGACAAAGAAAACAAAAGUCAGGCUCCUUAUGGUCAUAAGAGAAAACUCAAGUGGAUUUAACAGCAGUUGAGUUGGGUAGCAUCCAAAGGUGGGAUGGGUUCUGUGGUCACUCUGGUCGUGAACCAGGAAUGCUGGUAUUCUAGGGGAUAAUGGGGCAUUCCAUGGCGUGAAGAAAUAGUUGACUGUCUAGGAGAGACAGAAGACCCAGACAUGAGAGAGGGAAAGCAACAGCUUUACUGAAGGAAGGGCUGAGGGGACCCACUGCAGUGGGUAUUUUAAUAGCCCCCCAUCCCCGUCCUCACCUUUCCCUUAGUGGUUCUGUUGAGAGUCUUCCCUCUGCCUGAUGUCUCUUUGCACAGUGUCUCCUGGAAACAAGAAGACGCCAUCCAAGAGAGGCUGCUUUUGCUUUCCCUGUCUACCUUUGUCCCUUUAAUUCUCCCUCAGGGCUCAGGCUGUCCUUUCUCCGAAGCCUUCUGGUUUGGUGUCAUUGUGACCCCUAAGCUAGUCUUAAUGCCUGCAGCAGGUUUGGGUUUUCAUGGCCUCGUGCUGCACAUUGGAGGAUGUGGUCACUGCUUCCCUAGUUGCCCAGAAGCACAUGGCUUCACGUGUCUUGUUAAUCAUGUGCUCAUUUUAGAAGCUAUCCUGUAGCUAGAGUCUACUCAUACAGACAGUGGGGGUGGGCUAGUUACAGUUACUCCUGGGAGCAGGAUCGUGGUCAUCUGUGCUCAUUUCAUGGGUGACUAAUAAGUACUAGGAACCUGUGAAGGUGGAGGUCACAGAGGUGGGUGAUGGACCCCAGGUUCCCCAGUGAGCAUU
Alexandromys fortis (reed vole) is the source of this 2976-nucleotide messenger RNA. It is a transcript of the gene Ermard, whose product is annotated as ER membrane associated RNA degradation. Lineage: Eukaryota; Metazoa; Chordata; Mammalia; Rodentia; Cricetidae. Bases 123 to 2162 code for a protein of 679 amino acids. The transcript has 18 exons. The record is from RefSeq and is a predicted model, not a curated record.